This is a messenger RNA of Papilio polytes (common Mormon), 1854 nucleotides long. It is a transcript of the gene Cfp1, whose product is annotated as CXXC-type zinc finger protein 1. The record is from RefSeq and is a predicted model, not a curated record. Gene Ontology annotation, biological process: positive regulation of DNA-templated transcription. Gene Ontology annotation, cellular component: Set1C/COMPASS complex. Gene Ontology annotation, molecular function: DNA binding; zinc ion binding. The transcript has 10 exons. Lineage: Eukaryota; Metazoa; Arthropoda; Insecta; Lepidoptera; Papilionidae. The coding region runs from base 139 to 1620 and encodes 493 amino acids.
AAAUUGUUAAAUUAAACCACAAUUUAUAACAAUUAACAACAUUGAUUAUAGUAAUUUUUAGAUCAAAACUGUAUACUUUCUUAGGUUAAAACAAUUGAAAAGAACUUGUUAACUCAUAUUCUAAUUAUUGUUUUUACAAUGGGUGAUAAGAAGUAUAAACAAAGUAAGGCAGAUAUUGCUAAACAAUUUGAUUUGCCCGAGCGUCAAUCGAAGAUUACAACAUUGCUAAAUCAAGCUGGCCAAGCUUACUGCAUCUGCAGAUCGUCAGAUAGCUCUCGGUUUAUGAUAGCAUGCGAUGCUUGUGAGGAAUGGUACCAUGGUGACUGUAUCAAUAUAUCAGAAAGAGAGGCAAAGUACAUAAAGAAUUAUUUUUGUGAACGUUGUCGUGAAGAAGACCCAAGUUUGAAGACAAGAUUUCGACCACAGAAGAGAGAAAAUGAUGGUGACUCAGGUCGAGAUGAUAGAAAAAAGAAACGCAAAGAAAAGGAUCAUUCUGAAAACAAAUCUUCUAAAAGGUCUACGAAAGAUGGUUGUGGAGAUUGUUCGGGGUGUUUACAAGAAUAUGAUUGUGGCCAUUGUGAUGCAUGUGAGGACAAACGUAAAUUUGGCGGCAACAACAAGCUUAAGAUGAGAUGCAGACAGAAGGUUUGCACCAAGGACAAGAAGUCGCUGCGUCAAUCCAGCAGUAACAGAGUAAAGAAGAAGCACCACGAGCGGGAGACGUACGAGCUGGAGGAGUCGCUGGCGCACCUGCAGGCGGCGGCGCGCCAGUGCUACGGGCCGCAGUGCACGCGCGCCGCGCGCCCCGCCUCCAAGUACUGCUCCACGGACUGCGGCGUGCGCCUCGCCACCGCCAGGAUAUACCAGGUGCUGCCGCAGCGCAUCCAGGAGUGGUCGCUGUCGAGCUGCGUGGCGGAGCAGCACAACCGCAAGUCGCUGGAGGUGGUGCGCGGCGCGCUGGCGCGGGCGCAGGCGGCGCUGCGCCAGCUGGACCGCCAGCACGCCGAGCUGGACGCGCUGCUGGCGCGCGCGCACUCCGCCACCAUACUGCACACUGACGACAAGGAGGCGGACGACGAGACGUCGAUGUACUGCAUCACGUGCGGGCACGAGAUCCACUCGCGCACGGCCGUCAAGCACAUGGAGAAGUGCUUCGUGAAGUACGAGGCGCAGGCCUCCUUCGGCAGCCGCCACCGCACGCGCAUCGACGGACAGAGCAUGUUCUGCGACUACUACAACCCCCUCAACGCCACCUACUGCAAGCGGCUCAGGGUGAUGUGUCCGGAGCACUUCAAGGACCCGAAGGUGGGCGACAGCGACGUGUGCGGGUGUCCGCUGGUGCGCGGCGUGUUCUCGCCCACGGGGGAGUUCUGCCGCGCGCCCAAGAAGUCCUGCCUCAAACACUACCAGUGGGAGAAGCUGCGCCGCGCGGAGAUCGACAUGGAGCGCGUGCGCCAGUGGCUGCGGCUGGACGAGCUGGUCGAGCAGGAGAGGAGCAUCCGCCUGGCGAUGGCAUCCAGAGCCGGCGUGUUAGGUUUAAUGUUACAUUCGACUUACAACCACGAAGUGAUGGAACGUAUCACCAAAGUCAAUGAAAACGGCAAGUUGAAGGAGUCCUGACACCGGAUAUGACGUGACCGCACCUCGCAGAACUCUCGCACCGCACAGACACACACAUCAUUGUAACUUUGUAAUAAACUAAGAGCAUAAUAUAGUUUUUAACAUAUGAAUACGUGAAAUGAAUACAUUGUACCCGUUUUUAAGUAAACUGAAAACUCCAUAUGGUGAAAAAGCGCAUAAAACUAUUAAAAAAAAUACUUUAUAAAUUAUGGUAGAUUUUCGACCAAUGGUACA